Drepanopeziza brunnea f. sp. 'multigermtubi' MB_m1 is the source of this 2595-nucleotide messenger RNA. RefSeq lists its product as uncharacterized. The record is from RefSeq and is a predicted model, not a curated record. Gene Ontology annotation, molecular function: phosphatidate phosphatase activity. NCBI's taxonomy places the organism in Eukaryota, Fungi, Ascomycota, Leotiomycetes, Helotiales, Drepanopezizaceae. Gene Ontology annotation, cellular component: actin cortical patch.
AUGUCCGGUUCAGUGCCCGGCUACGGCUCCAUUGAAGAUGCUGGGGAAGCCAGAGAACGAGGAUCGAGGAGGAAGAAACUGGCAGGGUAUCUGAAGGCUGCGAACGAUAUCAGGCAGUCGUACCAGCAGUCAUAUGCGGAAAAAUGGGGCUCCGGCAACGGGGACUUUGAUGACAACACCAAUACUAUACCAGGGUCAUUUCCAGAUGUUGCAAUAGUUUCGCAUGGUGACGAACAGCUCAUACUGUUCCCUUCCUAUGCGAAGAAGCAUGUCAAGCAGGAGCCGCCGGAUCCUGCUAAGAACCCCACCAGCAAUGGGAGCGACAUGAGCGACGAUGGCCCAGGAGAUGCCGAGUACUGGGCUAGAGAGUGGCAGAAAUUUGAAGAUGACCGGGCUAUUGUUGAUGUCGAUGUUCGAGGCUGGAUUUACUCUCCCCAUCGAGGGCCAAUGUCUAGGAAGAAUAGGGUAUUAAUCGGACUAGCUCGACAAUUGAGCGGAAUACCGGCGCCAAAGGACCCUAACAGAGAUAACAAUCCAAACUCUCCACAGUCGCUUAUGGCAAGGCACCAGGAACACGAGGCUCGCCGAGAUGAGGAGAGGAUUGCCCACGAAGCGGAUCAGAUUCUCAGGAGAGGUCGAGGCGAGGGUAAUGUUGCCGCUCAGGGACGCUACAGUGAGAAUCCGGAGGAUGGCUCGGAGUUUGAAAAGACGUAUGGUGGGAGAGUCAGUUCUGGACCUCACUCUGGCAGCCAUUCUCCGACGCCCUCUGCUGAAGCCCUGGGACCUGAACAUCUCUCAAAGCGACCAACGUGGAAUCAACCGUCUGAUAUGUCGCAGGCCGAGUUGACGACCGCUAAUGCGCAUAUGAUGGCGCGUUUGAAACCUUUCUUGACGAAUCCCUUGGUUGGUACACCAAUUACUGUGUUUUUCUAUGACGAAAAAAGUUCUGUCUCAAGGACCGUCUCAACAAAUGAUGCUGGUCAUUUCAUCAUGCGGGCUGCUUUGGAUUUUGUGCCAACUCAUGUGCGAGUGCUGGCCUCACAACAUCUAUCAGCAACCGAAGAAGUCAAGAUCACACAGCCAAAAGGAGUCAGUCUAAUUAGUGAUGUUGACGAUACUAUUAAGCACUCUUCGAUAGGCGGAGGACCCCGUGAGAUCUUUCGAAACGCCUUUAUUAGAGACCUUGAAGACUUGACGAUUGAAGGUGUUAAAGAAUGGUACAAUACCCUGUAUGACAUGGGGGUUGGGGUUCACUACGUUUCAAAUUCUCCGUGGCAACUCUUCCCAGUCCUGGUCAGUUUCUUUCAGAAGGCUGGAUUGCCUCCUGGAUCGUAUCAUUUGAAGCAGUACAGUGGAAUGCUACAGGGCAUCUUUGAGCCUGUUGCCGAGAGAAAAAAGGGGACGCUUGAGAGAAUCAUGAAAGAUUUCCCGGAGCGAAAGUUCAUCCUAAUUGGGGACAGCGGCGAAGCAGACCUGGAAGUUUAUACUGAUGUGGCUUUGUCUCACCCAGGCAAAAUUAUUGGGAUCUUCAUUCGGGAUGUCACUACUCCGGAGUCUCAAGGUUUCUUCGACUCGGCUAUGGGGCCCCUGAGCGGUGACCGACGCAAAUAUGCUUCUUCCCGAAUCGAGUCUUGGGAUAGUCGCAAAACACAAUCAACAGUGUCCCUUGAUUCUUCAGAACGGCGGCCUGCUCUCCCUCCAAGGAGUGUCUCCGAGGUGAAAUCCCAUACUAGUGCUGGGCCGGCCAUGGGGAAGCUGAUUGAUUUUGACGAGGAGCCUGUGCAAGUUCAUAAAUCUCAUCGUCGGAUAACGCCAAGGUCUGCCUCAACUUUCGAAACUUCGGAGUCAUCUCGUAGCAGGUCGUCUCCCGAAAGUCCUGCUGCUCGAGUACCUCCCCCACGACCUCAGAAACCCGUGGCAUUGCGAGGUGUGUCUACUUCAGGCUCAUUAUCUGAGCCUGCUCUAUCCGGUACUGGCAAAGCCUCUCCGCCUCCUCCACCGAAACCACGCCGUCCGAAUGGGAAUAGGGAAGGUACCCAAUCACACCCACUGGCCCGAGCCCAAAGCAUAGCCGAUGUGAAAUUGCCUGAGGAGGAGUCAUAUGUUACCAGUGCACGUCAGAAAGUGUCUGCGGCGUACAACGCUCUCCCUGAAGUCAGGUCUUACAUGCCAGGGUACUACCACGCCCCCAGUUCUGAUGCCUCGUCUGUGACAUCCGCGGAAAGACCUCCUGCGCUACCCCCUGGCAGAGCUACUGGCUCAACGACUGCCCCAGGUUCUGCAAGCGUCCAGAAACGUAUGUCUUGGAACAGCACCGACACAUCGGAUGAUGAACGGCCAAAUACCGGCCUGCCUGUUAGUAAGAAAAUGGAUCUCUGGAAACGGCGGUGGAAGAGGGCGAAGGAUAUUCUUGAUUCUCAGGGCGUGUAUUUGAGGGCUUGGAGAGUGGGAGGUGACGUAUGUUUGGAGGCUGUGCAGAUGGUGGAGAAAGCCAUGAGGGAUAUGAAGGUCGAGGGAUAUGGGAAUGGUGGGAAGGGGAAGGGAAAGACUGGAGAGGGUGGUGGAGAGAUGAAGACGAAGGAUAUGAGGCGGUGA